Molecule: messenger RNA, 2697 nt
Organism: Glycine soja
Lineage: Eukaryota; Viridiplantae; Streptophyta; Magnoliopsida; Fabales; Fabaceae
Product: interactor of constitutive active ROPs 2, chloroplastic-like
Exons: 6
Coding region: 408-2285 (625 amino acids)
Source: RefSeq, a predicted model, not a curated record
AUUUCCUACAUACCUGUGUUGAGUGUGUUUUUCAGCUUUUCUCUUUCAUUACAAAUUUGGACUUUUUUUUUCCCCUUCCUCUGGGGUGUAGUUUAUGAUAGCAUUAACAGUGUUUUGACUCGAGUUCCUGUGGGAGGGUGACGAGCCAUCGUUUUCUGCUUAGUGCUACUGUGUGUUUUGAAGAAGGAAAAUAUGGGGACUCAUGCACGUGCUUCUGAUGUAAAACCAUGAUACUGCUCUCUGGUUUUUCGGUAUUUGUUCAAGUCAAGAGUUGUGUGUGUGCUUAUAUUGUCACCUUGGUUGUUCUGUGUUCAACAGCACUUGAUUACUAUUGCAGAAAGUGUGGGUCAGGGGCUUUGAAGGAGAGGUUCUUUAACUUACCUUCCUAUCACCCCAGAUAUUAAAGUAUGCAGACACCAAAAGCAAGAACUGGUACUUCAGAAGUGCCCCAAAGGAAGUCUCCUGCAUCUCCUCAGAAUGCUCGCAAAUUGAAGACACCAGGCUCUGAUACCGACUCAGUCUCAUCAUCUCCAAAACCAGGAAGUAAGACACCCAAAAAUAAAAGUCCAAAGGUCACAGAACGCAAGUCACCAAGAAGUCCAAUAUCUGAGAAGAAGCAACCAAGUAGGGUCCAAGAGUCGGAGUCUCAACUUGCUCAACUUGAAGAAGAUCUAAAGAGAACUAAGGACAAACUCAACUCAUCUGAGUCAUGGAAGAGGAAAGCUCAGCAGGAGGCUGAAGAAGCAAAGAAGCAGCUUCUAGCCAUGUCAAAAGAGCUGGAGGAAUCCCAGCAACAGCUUCUGGAACUAUCUGCUUCUGAAGAGGAACGGCUUCAAGAACUCCAUAAGAUUUCUCAGGACCGAGAUCAAGCAUGGAAGUCUGAACUUGAGGCUGUCCAGAAGCAGCACUCAAUGGAUUCAACUGCUCUAAUGUCUGCCAUGAAUGAAAUCCAGAAAUUGAAAAUGCAACUUGAAAGAGUGCAUGAAUCUGAAGCUGUUCACAUUAGCAAUGCUGAAUCAGAUAAUGCCGAGAUUGAGGAUUUGAGGAUGGAGCUUGAUGAAGCACUCACUUUAGUGGAAAAGCUGAAAAAUGAGCUAAGUGAUUGCAAAGAAUCUGAAUCCCGGGAUUUGGAAGUAGUUGGCAAAACUCAAAUGCAAUUGGAAGCAGCAAACAAGACUGUUGAAACACUCCAGUUAGAAGGUGAGAAAGCAUCCGAAGCUUACAAAUCCUUAGCUUUAGAGUUAGAUCAAGCAAGAGCUCAAGUGAAAUCAUUGGAAGAACUUGUCAGCAAACUUCAGGCUGAUUUGGUUGGUGGUGCUAACAAAAAUAUGUUAGGUCUAGUCAUUGAAGCAGAACCUGAACUUGCACCGAAAAACGUGGAAAAUGAGGAGAUAAACCAGCUCAAAGCUGAGCUUGUUUCUGCGAAAUCUGAAGCAACACAGUUAAAAUCUGCACUGGAUGUUUCUGAGGUACGAUACCAAGAAGAGUAUAUUCGGAGCACAUUGCAGAUCAGAAGUGCUUUUGAACAACUGGAGCAUGCAAAAUCAGAAUCUUCUCGAAGACAAGGUGAAUUAAAUGAGGAAUUGAAGAGAGCUAGAGCUGAUAUUGAAGAGUUGAGGGAGAGGCUGAUGGACAAAGAAUCUCAGUUGCAGGGAUUAUCAGAGGAGAAUGAGAUCCUCAUGUCAAGGAUGAAGCAAAACCAGCCUAGUGAAAAAGAAUCUGAACCUGUGGUGGAGCUCAAAAAGUUAGAUGCUGAUAUGGCCAAGUUGAAGGAAAGAUUAUUGGACAGAGAGACAGAACUGCAAAAUGUGACUGAGGAAAACAAUGCACUGAAGAAGGAAAUAAAGAGGGAGGAGUUAGAGAAGAAUAAAAUCCCUGAUGAGGCUGUUGCUUCUGCUGAAGCAGCAAGGGCCACAGAGCGCGAGGCUUUGGUGAAACUUGGCUACAUAACAGAAGAAGCUGAUGAAAGUAAUCGAAGAGUAGCACAGAUAACUGAGCAGUUAGACGCUGCGCAGGCUGCCAAUUCCGAGUUAGAAGCUGAAUUAAGGAGGUUGAAAGUGCAGUCAGACCAGUGGAGAAAAGCGGCCGAAGCAGCUGCUGCUAUGAUUUCUGCUGGGAACAAUGGAAAGUUUGUGGAAAGAACAGGUUCACUUGACAGUAGCUACAACUCUAUUACUGCCAAGAUGAGUUCACCUUAUUCAGAAAACACAGAUGAUGACUCUCCCAAGAAGAAAAAUACAAACAUGUUGAAGAAGAUUGGAGUGUUGUGGAAGAAGAAUCAUUAAUAUGUAUAGAUGUUUUGCAGGUACCCUUUGGUUUGGUCAUCAUUCAAGCAAUCCUUGGGGGACAAUUUGCCUUAGGAAGAUCGUGUAACAAAUAUUUUGAAGUUAAGAAGGUCGUGUAAUAUUUUGAAGUUGCUAUUAAAUUGCUGAGGUUUAGUGGUUCCUUCCAGUUACUUGCUGCUUGCUACGGUUUUGUAAUUGUGCAGUGAGUGUUUUUACACCACGCCUUGCAUGUAUUUGUUCUUUCUACCAAUUUUCAUAUUAUGUAAGUAGUAAGAAACCCAACUCGUGGGGAAAAUUAGUUUCAAUCCUGUGCCAUGUCAAUUUUGUUGGUGGGCAACUUGCUACAAAGUAUUUAUCCAUUUAUGCCCUUUUCCCGUUGGAAUAUAUUGAGUGUGUUUGGAAUAGCUGCAAA